AUGCUGCUUCAGACUGUGGUCCUUCUCCUCCUCUGCGUGUCCACGGGCAUGUGUGCCACUUUGGGCCACUACCAGACUCAAGCAAAGGAGGAGGAGGAGGCCCCUACUGUUACUGAUGGUGCUGGAGCAGCUGCCUCUGUAGAGGAACCUAAAGAAGAUAUAGCUCCUGCAGAUGCCAGAGUAGGUGAUUCACCUGCAGCCGAGGUACCGGCAACUAACUCCCUUUUUGGUGACAAUCUACUUGCAAAAAUACUUUCAGUGGAUAGCCCAGCAGCUGACAAACCUGAAGUAGAUGUCCCCGUAGCAGAUGGUGCAACAGCCAAAGAGCCAGGGACGAAAAGCGAUAGGCCUGCUGGAGAUGCCCCUGCUAUGGAAGCUCUUACUGCUGAAGCUGUCGCCCAGGAGCAACCUUCUUCUGAGGAGGAGUGGAAUGAAAUCAAACCAGUCCAGACAAUCCAGUUCCUGAACAGACCCUUGGUACUUGAAGAUGAUAACAAUUGGAGCCUCAACUCUAUCAGAAGUAGUUUCCAGACUGUGCACGGAUACUUUGACUCCCUGGUAGAGCUGGUGGGGGGACACAACGGUGUAUGUCAAUACCGCUGCAGAUAUGGAGAACCACCUCAACCACGUCCAGGCUACCAACUCCCAGAGCCCAACGGCUGCAGCUCCUCUCUGGUGGGAUUCCAGGUGAAUAAUGCUCUUGACCUGGGGAUCCCUGCUAUGACAGAAUGCUGUAACCAGCUCGACAUGUGCUAUGACACUUGCGGGACAAGCAAGUACGACUGUGACGCCAAGUUUCGUUCGUGUCUGUAUGGCAUCUGCUCUGACCUUAAUAAGAGUCUGGGCUUUGCGUCGAAGGUCCAAGCCUGUGAAUCCAUGGCAGACACGCUCUACAAUACAGUGUGGACUCUUGGUUGUAGACCUUACAUGAACAGCCAGAGGGCAGCGUGUGUCUGCGAGGGAGAGGAGAGGGAUGAACUGUGA
Messenger RNA from Micropterus dolomieu (smallmouth bass), 984 nucleotides. It is a transcript of the gene pla2g12b, whose product is annotated as phospholipase A2, group XIIB. Gene Ontology annotation, cellular component: extracellular region. The record is from RefSeq and is a predicted model, not a curated record. NCBI's taxonomy places the organism in Eukaryota, Metazoa, Chordata, Actinopteri, Centrarchiformes, Centrarchidae. Gene Ontology annotation, biological process: arachidonate secretion; phospholipid metabolic process; triglyceride homeostasis. The transcript is spliced from 4 exons. Gene Ontology annotation, molecular function: A2-type glycerophospholipase activity; calcium ion binding. The coding region runs from base 1 to 984 and encodes 327 amino acids.